AUGAUCUUUCUUUUUGUCUAUAGCUCACUCUCUUUUUUAUGUGGGCCGAGCGGAGUAAAUAUAACUGAUAAUAUGAUUGAUGACGGAUACUGUGAUUGUCCAGAACUGAACGAUGAACCCACAACUGGCGGUUGUUCAACUUCGAAUAACAAAAAUUAUUUUGAGUGCAAAAAUCAUGGUGUUAGUCUGCAGAAGAUUCACUACAAUCGAGUGAAUGACAAGGUAUGUGAUUGUGAUGACGGAACGGACGAGAGGUAUGGCUUUUGUGACGAUAUAGUAAAAACUAAAGUUAAAGAAAAUCUCCAUAAACUUCAAGAGAAACGGGAAAAGAAAAGUUUAAUCUCAAACGAGAGAGACACUAUGACUCGAAGAGGUGUCGAGAUUGUUGAAAAAGUGAUUCAAUUGGGAUAUAAGGCCUCUGACGAAAUUGAAAAGAUGAGGCAAACAGAACAAGUUCUUGAAAAUGAGAGAAAGGCACGACUUGUUGAGAUUUUUGAGGAGGAAAGAGCGGAUGGGACACUUACACAACAACGAGAAAAGCAAAUAGAAGAAGCAAAAAACUAUUUUGUGAGUGAGGUUAUCCCGUUUGGAUUGAAAGAAGAUGUUAUAUUAUGGUUUAAAAAAUACGACUUUCUGAAUGUUCUAUCUGACAGCAAUCCCGAAGGCAUCAACGACAAGACCUAUUGUUUGAUACGUCAAAAAUUAUCACAGAUCCGAUCUUUUAUUUCAGACAACGAUCGGGCCUUUGCGAGGAACUUUGCUUUCCAAUCAGCGAAGAAUGAAAACCAUUUUUGUGUUCUUGGGUAUUACGAACAGUGUUACACAUACUCUACUUACAAAAUGUGUAUUGGAGAGAAUAUAACAAACUCUGGAAAGGUCAUUGGACUAUUUCGAGGGGCUGCGGGAAAGAACGACUUAUACACUUAUUCACAAGGAGAUGUCGUCACACAAACUGUCGUUGUGUCCAAAUGCGGAGAGAAAAACGGAAUUCAUAAUGUGAAAUCGACGGAACAGGGAAAGGAAUUGAUGUUGGUGACACCAUGUGCUUGCACAGAUGAUGUACUUUUUGACGAUAUUGACAAACAAAUCAAAGAAGUGAAAGACCAGUUAGAAAUCAUCGGGGAAUAA
Messenger RNA from Entamoeba invadens IP1, 1128 nucleotides. RefSeq names its product glucosidase II beta subunit, putative. Gene Ontology annotation, cellular component: glucosidase II complex. The coding region runs from base 1 to 1128 and encodes 375 amino acids. The transcript has a single exon. Gene Ontology annotation, biological process: N-glycan processing. The record is from RefSeq and is a predicted model, not a curated record. NCBI's taxonomy places the organism in Eukaryota, Evosea, Mastigamoebida, Endamoebidae.